Molecule: messenger RNA, 3978 nt
Organism: Xenopus laevis (African clawed frog)
Lineage: Eukaryota; Metazoa; Chordata; Amphibia; Anura; Pipidae
Gene: dennd1c.L
Product: DENN/MADD domain containing 1C L homeolog
Exons: 22
Coding region: 810-3431 (873 amino acids)
Biological process (GO): endocytosis; endocytic recycling
Cellular component (GO): clathrin-coated vesicle; cytosol
Molecular function (GO): guanyl-nucleotide exchange factor activity; phosphatidylinositol phosphate binding
Source: RefSeq, a predicted model, not a curated record
CACUAUUAACUGAUUCAUUUUGGGGAAAAAAAAAAAUUCCUAUGACAGUAUCCCUUUAAGAGGAGCAGCAGUUUCCCUCACUACGCUUCUGAUCAUACGUGUUUUUUGCACAAACGAUAGGAACAGAAGAAAGGCGGUCAUGCAGUGUGUGGUCAUUUGUAUAGUCUCCGUCCGUUAGGCCUAUGGUCAGAGAGUGCACUGGAUCAGCCUGUAUUUAGCUGAAUUAACAGACCACUUGCAUUCGCUUAUUGGGUCGGUUUUUUGUUAUGACAGGAAUUUUUGGAAUUAAUAAAAUGAAAAUGUAUGUCAUUUCACUGGAUUACACAUAACGAUUCAGCUGUAGCAAUCCCAAGGUUUUUUUGUUUUUAUUUUUUUUAGAUCCUGUUUUGAGCGUGAAAAAAAAUGCUGGCCAAUCCGUCACUUAGCAAUUAUGUCUGGCUGAAAAACAGGUAUAUAUGUUUGUCUUGGUGCCUGAUCAUUUUUUCAAGCUAUUUCAUAGAACUGAACUUCCUCUACAAACCCACACAGGAAAUUUAAGUUCUGUCUCACCAUCACCCCAUCUCAAACCUCGCAGACGUACAACGCUGAUCGGGCAGCAGUGACAGAAUAUGGGGACUCUAUAAACACAAGGGUAAAACGCUGUGUGACCACCUUGGAAUAAAGGCAACGUGAGUCAGUAAGAUAACCGAGCCUGCGGAGAGCAUUACAAUCCAAACUUUGCAAUUGGAUGUUAAAGCAGGUUGGCGACAGAUGCCUCGACUGUGCAAUUGAGAUGCCCAAGUCCUUUAGGGGUGACACACCAGCACAUCAUGGGUUCCCGAAUUAAGGAAAAUCCAGACAAGAUAUUUGAUGGCUUCUUUGAAGUUUUGCGGCCAACAGCUUUGGACCAAGAUCCAGUCUUGCAAAUGCAAUUUCCUGAACAUUUUGAUGACCAGGAUUCUGUAACAACGCUAACAAGAUUCUGUUUUCCAUUUGAUGUUGAGAGAUGGGAGAAUCCAUCAGUCCAGCAUUUCAGCUUUACAUUGACAGAUCUUCUGGGCUUUCAACGCUUUGGGUUCUGCCGUCUGUCUGUUGCCUCCAGAAGUUGCCUCUGCAUUCUCAGCUGUCUCCCCUGGUUUGAGCAUUUCUACAAACUUCUCAACAACAUUGCAGAAUAUCUAGCAAAGGAUCAGUCUGUUGAGAUAUGCGAUUUAUUACAAACUGUGUAUCACCAUCCUGUGCCCCAAGAAAACACAGCACUUAGCCUGGAAAUGCUUUCAUAUUUCAUUGCUCCUGACCCUACACGACUUCCAUCAGUACCAGAGAAUAGAAAUCUUACAGAGUUCCUGGUAGCAGUUCAAGUGGACACCAUGCUGCAUUUAUAUUCCAGCCUAUUGUGUGAGAGAAGGAUCCUCAUUACCUCCAGCAAGCUCAGCACACUCACAGCCUGUGUUCAUGCCUCUGCGGCCCUCCUGUACCCGAUGUACUGGCAGCACAUCUACAUCCCCACACUACCGCCCCAUCUGUUGGACUACUGCAGUGCCCCUAUGCCUUACCUGAUCGGAGUUCACAGUAGUCUGAUGGAGAAAGUGAACAUUAAGAGCCUGGAAGAUGUAGUGAUAUUUAAUAUGGACACGAACAACUUGGAGACUCCAUUCAAGGACUUGGAUAAUCUCCCUCCUCAUGUGGUUUCUCUACUAAAGCUCCGACUCAAAAAGCCGUGUGCAGUAAUGGGCGAUGGGGUGUCUCAUGUGUUUCUCAAGGCACAGGCACUGCUGUUUGGGGGAUACAGGGAUGCCCUCAUCUAUACUCCGGGCCAGGCAAUAUGUUUCUGCCAGGAGUCCUUUCUGAAUCACAAGUGCAGCGCCAUGAGAAGCUUCCUGCAGAACGCCAUUCACCUCCAGCUCUUCACUCAGUUUAUAGACAGUCGCCUGGAGAAGUUAAACGCUGGGGUCGGAUUUACGGAUGCAUUUGAACAGGAGAUUACCAACUGCGGCCUCUCCGGAAACUCAAAAUCCUAUCAGAUGUGGCUGGAACACCUCAAGAAAGGAGGUGGCUCCCUCAUAAACAAUGUUAAGAGUCGCACACACCCAGCUGUCAGGAACAUGCUGAGAUAUGCCAAAGGACAGGCAAAGACAGGUUUACAGGGAAUGAGAUCCCGCAUCAAACAAAAGGACCAGUUUCAGCUCCAGCGUGGAGGCUCACUCCGUGGAGAUGAAGGAUCAACACAUAAUCACGAGAGGCUACAGAACAGAUUGCCCAUCACACAGCACUUUGGUCACUCACGUCCUAGGAGACCAGGAAAGAAGUAUUCAGACAGCAAUUUAUGGGACAGCGAGAGUUACCCCCAGGCUGAGAGAAAGGAGGAGAGCACAGCCAUGCCUGCUGCUGAAGAUGACUUCCCGCUGCUCCAGGAAAAGGGCAUGGACUUGCUGGAGGAAAUCUUUGAGACACUGAACACAAGAGCACCUGGCGAGGAACGUGCACUGUAUGGGACCCACAGCCUGGACUUCUUCAAUCUAGACGACAGCCAAUACUUCACACGGUUUCAGUCAAUAAACCCCACAAGUGAUGAAGACCUGAGUAUGAGUCAACCCAGAGACUCCAGCCUUUGGUACCUGCAGGAAGAAGACGAGGAGCCUCCAGGCUUCUACAGUGAGUCCCCAGAAGUCACUUCACUAUCUUCAGAGCCUCAAACUCCAGAUAUUGUCUCACUCAACACAGAAGACCCAUCACUAACUGCUGAGGACACUUUGGUGACCUCACAGUUGACAUCAAUUACCAGUGAUACUAAACCCUCUACCAGAGUGGCUACAGCACCCAUCCUGGACUCCCUAACCACAAAUUACAUAUCUCCAACUGCAGCACAAGCACCCGUAACCUCAGACGUCAAAUCACAAUUAACAGAUAGAAGUUUACCAACAGUAAAUGUAUGUCCGUCAAACCUAGAGGUAACCACCAAGGAGACUACCAUACCAUCACCAGAGUCUGAAAUUCCACCCACCACAAAAGAAGAAAGCAAGCCUGUAUCUGGCCUACCAACUGGGCAACUGAGUGGGCGCUGUAAGGAGGAAAGGGAAACAAGUGGUGGCAUCUCAUCCAGUGCGUCAGGCCCCUGCGUUCGUGCAGCAAUAUCUCGUUUCCAGGCAUUGGAUUUGGACCCCAGGAUGACAUGGAAAGGAAAUAGAAAGGAGGAAAAUCAAACCCAAAGAGCGAAACGUUGGAAUGACCAACAGCUUUGCAACAUGCAACAAGCCAACAACCCAAAUUCUAUCAGCAUGAAUAGCACCCUAAAGCUCAACUUCCAGUCAAAUAACAUCCCCACAUCCAGCACACAAAGAGGAGCCAAUACCCCAAAUGCUCAUUCAGAUAAUAUAAUAACCCAAGAACCAGAUGGUGUUUCGUCUUCCAAGCCUAAGGUCUCUGAGCUGAAGAAAAGAUUUGAGACCUAAGAAAUCGGCAAUCUGUCAUAAUAAAACCCAGUACCCCUUCUCCACUUGCAGCCCUAUUGCAUUACAUAAUUUAGUACAAUAUAUUUUAUAGGGGCAUUGGGAAUGACAAGGACCUUCUACACUUUAAAUUCCCUGAUUUUACAUUCUCUGAACUGUCUGCAAUCAAAUAAACAUACAGCCCAUUGUCUAUAGCAGUGAUCCCCAACCAGUGGCCCAUGAGUAACAUGUUGCUCUCCAACCCCUUGGAUGUUGCUCCCAGUGGCCUCAAAGCAGGUGCUUAUUUUUGAAUUUUAGUCUUGGAAACAUGUUUUGGUUGUAUAGAGACCAGGGGUACUGCCAAACAGAGCCUCCGUAGGCUGCCAAUCCACAUAGGGGCUACCAAAUGGCCAAUCACAGCACCCAAGAACAUUUUUCGUGCUAGUGUUGCUCUCCAACUCCUUUUACUUCUGAAUGUUGCUCACAGGCUCAAAAGGUUGGGGAUCCCUGGUCUAUAGCCACAGCAUUUCAUGGCAAUUUAUAAUAUAAAGUACAAGCAGUGGAUUACUGA